UGCACCUACAUCUCAGUGGACUCCCCCUCGAGCAGCACCUACGCGACCAUCCUCAGCAAGCCGGCGUGGAUGUGGGGCGCCGAGAUGGGCGCCAACGAGCACGGCCUGGCCAUCGGCAACGAGGCCGUCUGGACGCGACUGGCCGACCCGGCGGUGGACGCCGAACGCCGCCUCCUCGGCAUGGACCUGCUGCGGCUGGCGCUGGAGCGCGCCAAGACCGCCACUGAGGCCGUGGACGUGAUCACCUCGCUGCUGGAGCGGUACGGCCAGGGCGGCGCCUGCUCGGAGACGACAACGCCGCCCGAGCUGCUCUACCACAAUGGCUUCCUCAUCGUCGACCCCGCCGAGGCCUGGGUCCUGGAGACGGCCGGGCGGGAGUGGGCGGCCGAGCGGGUGACCAGCCCAUUUCGAAACAUCUCCAACUGCCUGUCCAUCGGCAGCACCAUCGACCGACAGAGCGAGGGCCUGCAGAAGACGGCCAUUGACCGCGGGCUCUGGGACGGCAGUGGGGCGUUUCACUUUGCGCAGGUGUACGGCGACCAGGAGAAGGGCGACGAGGAGCGGCUGAAGGCGGGCAGGGCACUGCUGGCCGAGGCGACCAAAGACAACCAAUUCUCAGUCAAGUCGAUGAUCAGCGUUCUGCGGGACAAGGAGUCGGGCAUCUGCCGCGACUGCAGUGACGCCUUUCCCACCACCUCUAGUCAGGUGUCGCUGCUGGGCGGGGCGGGCGUGAAGUCGGUGCACUGGUUCACCGGGACGCCCGAUCCGCAGUUCUCCUACUUCAAGCCCUUCAUCUUCCACCGGGCGGUGAAGGAGGCCUCGGAGAAGACCAAAUCUCCUGAGGUAGGAGAUGGAUCUUCGGUGCCGCCGCCAGACCGCCGCCACACCCUCUACCGCCGUCACGAGGCCUUCUACGAGCGACUGCGGGCGGAUGGUGAGCUGCAGCAGACUUUGCGGCAGAUUGAGAGCCUCUNGGAGCUGCAGCAGACUUUGCGGCAGAUUGAGAGCCUCUGCAUCGACGAGCUGGUGGAGCAGGCGGGGAAGGGCGUGGCGGAGGACGACGAGACCAUGGAGAUGCACUGUCUCUUCAGCGACUCGGUGGAGA
Molecule: messenger RNA, 1105 nt
Organism: Rhagoletis zephyria (snowberry fruit fly)
Lineage: Eukaryota; Metazoa; Arthropoda; Insecta; Diptera; Tephritidae
Product: secernin-2-like
Biological process (GO): proteolysis
Molecular function (GO): dipeptidase activity; cysteine-type exopeptidase activity
Source: RefSeq, a predicted model, not a curated record